Messenger RNA from Hemicordylus capensis (graceful crag lizard), 5063 nucleotides. RefSeq names its product nephrocystin 4 (gene NPHP4). The record is from RefSeq and is a predicted model, not a curated record. The transcript has 30 exons. Lineage: Eukaryota; Metazoa; Chordata; Lepidosauria; Squamata; Cordylidae. Gene Ontology annotation, biological process: protein localization to ciliary transition zone; negative regulation of canonical Wnt signaling pathway. Gene Ontology annotation, cellular component: cytoskeleton; ciliary basal body; ciliary transition zone. Bases 188 to 4495 code for a protein of 1435 amino acids.
GCAAUCCAGUGAUCUUCCAACGCCUUUCCUUCAGGAAACCCCUUUCCACAUUCACUCAUCCACCAAGGGACCACACAGAGCUGCAAUGGAACGAACCACAGGGCAGUGCAGAACAUUCCUGGGGCAUGUUCUCAGGAAAAUGGCUCAGUGGCUUGAAUGAAACAGCCUCUCUGUUGUAGCCAGCAGGAUGGGAGAGUGGCAAAGGAUUUUCUUACAGAAUCUGGCCGUCCCUCCACACAACCAAAGGAGACGGCACCCACUGUCCCGGGAAUCAACAGCAUUUCAGUGCGUCCUGAAAUGUGUGGAGGGGAACCUGUUGAAGCAGAGGGCCUUGGAAGAUCUGCCAAAGGUUGAAUUCCAGCUGUGUCUUUCCCUCUUCGAUGUUGCCUACCACCAUUUCUUUGGGAAGACCUGGAGGAGCGCUGCAAGGCCCCUGAAAGCUGGACCGGGACAGCCUCCUUCGGUGGUCUUCAACGAGACCGUUUACUUUCACACAACAUUGGACCAUCCCAGCAUCGUCAUGGUCGUGGAGGUGGCGGCAACAGCCAGGAGACAGGAUGGGACCCAACUGGCUCAGUCGUGUGGCUUCAGCAUCCUGCGGUUAUUCAGCAGCAGAUCGGAGCCGGCAGACCUGGGCUUGAAGGACAAAAGGCUCAGUCUGUAUUACGGGACUCCACGGGCCCUCUUGCAUCCCCUCUUCCAGGAGCCGAUGGAGAAGAACAAGCAUCUGACCACGAUGGAGGGCAGUCACCUUCUCUGCACUUUGCAUCCCCAUCCGCCCCUGGAAGCCAUCUACCACCUCCUCCCGGAGAACACCCUGGUCUCCAGCCUCCAGAGAAUCCCCGGUGUCUUAGCCACCCAUGAAGGUGACUUCUUCCAGAAACCGCGGCUCAUGAAGACAGCCACAUGGUACCUGGAGAAGCUCUCCAUCCAUUUAUACCCUUCCUUGGAGAAGUUUGAGGAGGAGCUCUUGGACUUGCUUGUGAAUGAUCAGGGCAACUCGGCACUGGAUGGGAACUCGUCGCUCGCGGUGCAGGAGCGGCGGCUGCACAUCGGCGUGCACAACGGCUUGUGCUUCGUGCAGCCUCCGCAGGUGGUGGUUCUGGUGCCGCAGGCCGAGGUGACUCGGGGACGUCCCGGAAGCUUGCCCAGGAAGCCGGGAUCCAGCAGCAAAUCCAGCUCCGAGGGGCAAGCGCUCGUCCUGAGAAGCCGCAUCCAUUUGACGGAGAUGGUCCCUCACCUGGCCUUUGGCGUGGUCUUCCGGCUGGAGUACGUCUUCUCGGUGGGGAGCGGAGCGGAGCGGAAGACGUCCUCUGUAACCUCGCUGACAACCCCGGCUUACAUGCAUUCGAUCCGCUGGGCCAUUUGGAACCCUUUGCUGGAUGGAAGUUGCUCACACGUGAUCCUCCCGCUGAACGGAGGCGCUCAGCACAAUCCCAGUCAAGUUUUGGUCUACAAGACGCCACCCGCCACCAUGAGCUCGGAAGAGGUGAAGCAGGUGGAGUCGGGGACCAUCGAGUUCCACUUCUCCACUGGCUCCGACGGACAGCUCUGGCCUGCCGCGAAACCUCCGAGCAACAUCGUGGAAGAGGCGCCGCUCACAAAGAAGCCUCCCACGUCGCCAGCCCUCAGCUCUCCAGCUUCCCCUUCAAUGCUAGUUUCCACGCAGGAUUAUUCCCAAGGUCCCGGGCUGUCCAUCUCCCAGCUGUCGGCCUCGCCAGCGAGCUGCUCCUUCAAGCCCCCACUGCCGCCGGCCAGCGGUGCCACGCUCUCGCACUCCUCGGAGGCUCUGAUGCAGAUAUAUGAGCAGAACCCACGUGGAGGCAUCGCCCACUUGGAGGCUGACCUCAGCCACCACUCCCUGCUCCAGGAAUCCUCGACCGAUGACCAACUCCAGGAGCUGCCGUUCACCCCUGUGCAAGUGCCCAUCAUCGCCCUGGGAGCACCCUCGGGAAGCCCCAGCACCAUCCUGACACGGGCCUCGCUGGCCCGCCUGCAGGCAUCGGGAUUUCCCGAGAUCCUGGACUGCAACAAGAAGCCAGCUCCAAUUGUGGAUCCCACAGACCCUGUGAACAUCAACCCGCAGUGGGAGGAAGCCGAUCUCUUGCAGAGCAACGAAAUCAUCUUGCAGUUCCUUGCAUUCACCAGGACCACCCAGGACAGCACCAGCCCAGAGACAUGGCCCCGGACCGUCUAUUUCACCUUCCAGUUCUACCGCUUCCCUCCGGUCACGACGCCGCGCCUGCAGCUGGUCCGGGCGGAGGCCUCCAGGGCGACCUCGGCCGUCACCUCUUCCCACACCUUGGUGCAGAUUAACCACGAUGGAAGCCUGAAUGACGCCUCCCCGGGCUUCCAGCUGAAAUACAUGGUGGACCCCGGAUUCCUCAAGCCAGGCGAGAAGAGGUGGUUCAUCCGUUACCUCGCUGAGCAUUCCCUGCAGAUUGACGCCUGGGACGGAGAUUCCUUGCUCCUUGUUGGAUCGGCUGCUGUGAAGCUGAAGCACUUACUGCGCCAGGGCCGGACGGCGGUCCAGAUCCACCACGAGCUGGAGGUCAUCACCCUGGAAUACAAGCAGGACGCUGCCAUGACGAGCGGGGAGGCUUUCAGGCACGGGGCCGUGAAACCCAUUGGGGUCCACGCCGUGGUGAGAGGCCGGCUUCACCUCAACCUGGCCAACGUUGGCCACCUGUGCGAGCAGAGGCUGAGGAAGUCCGACUCCUUGCCUCCCUCCCGAUCUCGGGUCAUCUCCUCGCACGAUGGAUCCAGCGGUUUCUGUGGGGGGAGCCUCUUCUCUGCCAGUGCUCCCAGCGGCGGCAACGUGUGCCAGGCGCAAAAGCUGGCCGACGUGGACAGCGAGCUGGCGGCCAUGCUCUUCUCCCGCUUGCGCGAGGCCAGCGCAGCUUUCCAGCACACCGCCCGGGAGGCCAGCGUCACCCGGAGGCGGAAGCUGGAGAGGAUGUUGUCCGUGCGGAGGCGGGAGUCCCAAGAGGGUGACUGCGGGAAGAAAGCCAGCCUCAUCAUGGGGCGGCACGAGGACAGCGUGCAGCAUUCCCGAGACCUCCAGCUCAUCGAGGCCUACCGGGAGCGCAUCAAAGCCGAGAGCAUCGCCGGCAUGCUGUGCAGGGCCAUCACCACCCGCCACACCCUCUACGCCUCCUUCGGCACCACCGAGUUCUUUGAGUUUGCCCUGAAGAACCCGUACAGCGUCCAGCACACCGUCAGCAUUGAGGUGGACAGUCCAGAGCUCAGUGUCAUUCUGGAUGCCCGAGAAUGGAAGCAUUUCAAGGAACUGACCCAGACAGUCACCCCCUUGGAGGAGGACAUGUUCCACCUGAAGGCCGACCUCACACCUCAGGUCUACCUGCGUCCCAAGGAAACCGUCCACAUCCCCUUCAAGUACCAGGCCUCCUGCGUGGAGCAGACUGCUGUGGUGCAGCAGGGCCCCACUGAGCUGACCUUCAGCGCAGGCAAGAAGGACGUGGCGGCAUCCCCUUGGACGUCUGGCGGCCCACAGACAAAACACAUCAAGGUCUCCUUUGCAGCAAGUGGGGGCAAGCCCAUCGCCCUGCUGAGCGUGCACGUGGAAUCCCAGCCCCACGUGGUGGACCAGACGUUCCGCUUCUAUCACCCGGAGCUCACCUUCCUGAAGAAGUCCAUCCGCCUGCCCGCCUGGCACACGCUUCCAGGUGCCCCCGCGGGUGUGCCCGGCGGAGAACCGGAGGUCUUUGUGCGCUGCAGCGACCCCAACGUCAUCUGUGAGACCAAGAAAAUGGGCCCAGGUGAGCCACAAGACGUCUUCCUAAAAGUUGCCGGAGGGCCGAGUCCACAGAUCAAGAGAUUCUUCACGGCAAUUUACACGGAUCCCUGGCUGGCCAUGCCGACGCAAAUCUGGCAGUUCUACCUCCACUCUCUGCAGCGCGUUGAUGUGAGCUGUGUCACCGGGCAGCUGACCCACCUCUCCCUGGUGCUCCGGGGGACUCAAGCCAUCAGGAAGGUGGAAGCGUAUACCUCCCACCCGCAGGAGCUGAAGGUGGACCCAGAAGGUACCUUCAUCCUCCCGGCCAACGGAGUCCAGGACCUACACCUCGGCGUGAGGCCCCAGAGGGCCGGCAAGUGGUUUAUCUACCUCAACCUGGUGGACGUCGAGUCCCACCAGCUGGUCUCCUCCUGGCUGCUCUGCACGUCCUGUCGGCAGCCUCUGGUCUCCAAGGCUUUUGAAAUUGUGCUUCCCCCUGGCGGAGGGAAAGGCUCCAACAAGAGGAUCACGUAUGCCAACCCUUACCCGUCCCGGAGGAGGUAUUUCCUGCACACCAAUCGGCCCGACCUGCUACAGUUCAAGGAGGAUUCCUUCGAGAUCGGCGGAGGGGAGACGUACACCAUCGGCUUACGGUUUGCCCCCAGCCAGAGCGCCGGCGAAGAGGAGAUUCUGAUUUAUAUCAACGACCGCGAAGACAAGAACGAGGAGACCUUCUGUGUGAAGGUCACCUACCAGUAAUGGGCACGUGUGCAGCCUUGGGCGAGUUGUUUUCUGCUCUCCAGCCAUCCAUCAAGGCUCCCUCGAGGCCUAGCCUCGUUCCCUUCAUUAUCCCCGGCUGCCAACGGCCCUGAAUUGUCCCCUGAUCACACAUCUGCAGAGAGGCCUCCUCCUCCUCCUGCUGUUGCUCCAGGGUGGUGGGACAAGACGCCCCCUCUCCCCCUCCCUGCAUCCAAUCAAACCCCUGCCAAGCCCCGGGUGAUUGAUUGCCGGAGCGGAUUCCUCAGAACGUCAGCACGACCUCCAGCGGGCCCCACUCCUGUCCUCUGCGUUCUCCCCACUUAGCUCUGGAUCGAAAAUUCAUUUCUCUCCCCGUGGAAUGUCACUCGUCCGGGGGAAGGCGGCCCAGGCCUUCGGACCUUUAACAGGGCGAUUGGAGCCGGUUUGUAACUUGGAUGGGUUUUGUAACACAGUUUUUCCACAAAAAGUGUGUUGGCAUUUCGUUUCGUUGCUGAACAAAAGGUGAUGUCCGGACCCUGGCAAGUGCCAGUUUCUGGCUGCUGAAACUUGGUUCCAAGUAGAGCACACA